UGGUCAUCUCCUGUGCUGUCUGCAGUCUCUGGUCAUCCCCUGUACUGUCUGCAGUCUCUGGUCAUCCCCUGUACUGUCUGCAGUCUCUGGUCAUCUCCUGUACUGUGUCCGCAGUCUCUGGUCAUCUCCUGUGUUGUCUGCAGUCUCUGGUCAUCUCCUGUACUGUCUGCAGUCUCUGGUCAUCUCCUGUACUAUGUCCGCAGUCUUUGGCCAUCUCCUCCUGUACUGUGUCCGCAGUCUCUGGCCAUCUCCUGUACUGUGUCCGCAGUCUCUGGUCAUCUCCUGUACUGUGUCCGCAGUCUCUGGCCAUCUCCUGUACUGUGUCCACAGACUCUGGUCAUCCCCUGUACUACGUCCGCAGUCUCUGGUCAUCUCCUGUACUGUGUCCACAGUCUCUGGUCAUCUUCUGUACUGUGUCCGAUGUCUCUGGUCAUCUCCUGUACUAUGUCCGCAGUUUCUGGUCAUCUCCUAUACUACGUCCGCAGU
Molecule: messenger RNA, 486 nt
Organism: Staurois parvus
Lineage: Eukaryota; Metazoa; Chordata; Amphibia; Anura; Ranidae
Source: the annotation of a GenBank genome assembly